CUCAGAAUCCCCGAAUUCGUCUGUAGUUCGACUCCUACACUGCCGAUUUAUAUCUGCAGUCAGAUCCUGAUGCAUAUCUGUGCAUGCAAACGUGCAAACUACCUGAAACAAAGUCGCCCCACGGCGAAUAAACGACAGAUAAGUUCGAAAAAACACUGACGCGUUUGACAGGCGUGCUUCUCUCUACUUACUCAGUCCCGGAAGUCUCGUUAAGAUUUCUUAAUAAGAGGAUUUUACCUAUAUAUUAGGAAUGUACAUACUCAUAUAACUAAUUUCACAAAAUCAUGUCAAUAGUCAUCAAAACCAGCGGGAGCAUGCGGACAGGUAUCUAGUGUUGGCUUUAGUGAUGCUGAAAGGAAGGCUAUAGUAAAUAAACACAAUGAACUGAGACGAAAAGUUGCGUCGGGUCAGGAAAAGAGAGGAAACCCAGGUCCGCAACCUCCAGCGGUUAGAAUGCCAGAUUUGACCUGGGAUAACGAAUUAGAAGAGAUUGCGCAAAGAUGGGUCAUUCAAUGCAAUUUUGGUCAUGACCAAUGCAGAGAUGUGGGUAGAUUUGCAGUUGGUCAGAACGCAGCUAUAGGAUACUCUUCGGGAGAAAACAGAUUCACUGUAGAAAGCUUUAUCCAAUCCUGGUACGAUGAAGUAGCUUUGUUCGAUAGAAAUCAAGUUUCCAGAUAUCAAUUUGAUCCGAAUACAGGCCACUAUACCCAAGUGGUCUGGGCUGACACAACAACAAUAGGCUGCGGACUAAUAAAUUAUAACUCAUACGGCUGGAAUACGAAAUACCUAGUUUGCAAUUAUGGUCCAAGUGGAAAUUGGAUCGGUCAGAAAAUAUAUGAAAUUAAAUAUUAAAUCCGAUCGAAAGAUUAAAGAUGUAAUAUAAAAAGUAAUGGCACGAAAAAAAAUGGAAAAGCAAAUAAGAGUUGCAAUAUGUCUUGUCAGCAGAAACAGACAGUUGCUACUGUUAUAAAUAUAAUGAUAUUAAUAGAAAGCAAAA
Messenger RNA from Temnothorax curvispinosus, 997 nucleotides. RefSeq names its product venom allergen 3-like. Bases 454 to 852 code for a protein of 132 amino acids. The transcript is spliced from 4 exons. Lineage: Eukaryota; Metazoa; Arthropoda; Insecta; Hymenoptera; Formicidae. The record is from RefSeq and is a predicted model, not a curated record. Gene Ontology annotation, cellular component: extracellular region.